AAGUUUCGCCUCAAAAAAGCAAGAAGAGCUGAGGUAAACUUUUUACCUCCACAUGCGGAAGGGCAAUCAGACGAAUCUCUUGAUGACCUAAGAUCACAAAUGAUGAAGGAAACUGAAAAGAAGACAUUCGAUGCCAAGUUCAUUAAAGAAACAAUGGAUGUUACUUUUUCUCUUCGACGCCGAGAGGUUAUUGAAAUUCAACCCCUUGUCCAAGUCCUGAGGGACAGAUGGCCUGCCCUGUUCUUCAAAGAUGAGAUAUGCCGUGAAUUCUUCCGCAUCACACAAAUUGACCUCAUGACAUCAUUCCGAUCAUCACUGGCAAGAUUCACUCCGGCAUUGCUGAAGUACUACAGGAAGAAGAAGGAGUCUGCAGGAUCUGAGCUUACAACACUGCUUGCACCUCUGGAUGACCAGGUGGCAGACAUUGCGGACCUUAGGGAACGCGUUGCCUUGGAGGGACUGCCUCUCGUCCUGAAAGAAGACAAUGGGUGCCUUUUCCGGAAAUGCUUUGACACUGAUGCUGAAGAGACGUACACCAAAGGAGUGAAGAUCGGCAUCCUUUCCGUAGUGGAAGAUGAUGGUGUGGCAGCAAGAAGGUCUCUUCCCAAUGUCGUCAACAUCGCCGUCAUCUUGGAGGAAACAGUGGUCCUAGACGACAUUAACGACUUGCCCUCUGCUGUUGGUUACCUCUUUGGGCUUCUGUAUGCCUGCAAUAUGGAAUAUCCGAAGGGACUGAACUACACAUUUGAGGUGAUCCAGAAGGUUUUUCUUGAGCUUGAUGCGCAGAACUGCUCUGCCAGAGCAAUUUCUCUGCGGCGCAAGAUUUUCGAAUUCUUAAGAUAG
This is a messenger RNA of Engraulis encrasicolus (European anchovy), 843 nucleotides long. RefSeq lists its product as uncharacterized. NCBI's taxonomy places the organism in Eukaryota, Metazoa, Chordata, Actinopteri, Clupeiformes, Engraulidae. The record is from RefSeq and is a predicted model, not a curated record. The transcript has 4 exons. The coding region runs from base 100 to 843 and encodes 247 amino acids.